CCUGUAUGGUCCAUGGUGUCCGCGAGCGCAUCGAUCCAACCAUUUAAAGCUGCUUCACGUUUCUAUGAGUAUUAGUUAAGUUCGGAGUUUAAGCGGUCUUCCUAUUUGCCGGCCAUGCAAGUGCCGGAGCAGGACCUGAUGAGCCCUGGCGGCGCUUCGUCGUCGCUGUUGUUCCCCACCUCCUCGCUGCCACGCGAGGGUCGGAUGAUCACCGUGCUGAGCAUCGACGGCGGCGGCGUGCGCGGGAUCAUCCCCGGCACCAUCCUCGCUUUCCUCGAACAAAAACUCCAGGAGAUUGAUGGGUCGCCGGACGCGAGGAUCGCGGAUUACUUCGACGUGGUCGCCGGAACGAGCACCGGUGGUCUGGUGGCCACCAUGCUCACCGCGCCCAACACCCAGCGCCGCCCGCUCUACGCCGCCAAGGACAUCAAUAAAUUUUACCUCGAGCACUGCCCGAAUAUCUUCCCUGCCGUCUGCAAAGGGCUGGGCUUAUUCAAGAGCAUGAUGGGACCCAAGUACAGUGGCCAGCACCUGCACUCAAUCCUGAAGAAGCAGCUCGGUGACACACGAAUCAGUCAGACACUCAAGAGCAUCGUCAUCCCCACUUUCGACAUCAAGCUCCUUCAACCUAUCAUCUUCUCAACCUACGACGCCAAGAAGGAUGUCUCCAAGGAUGCUCUUCUGUCGGAUGUCUGCAUCAGCACGUCCGCCGCUCCAACCUACCUCCCCGGGCACCAUUUCAAGACCAAGGACAAAGACGGCAAGACCCGGGCCUUUAACCUCAUCGACGGGGGUGUCGCAGCCAACAAUCCGACCCUUGUGGCGAUCACCCACGUAAGCAAGCAGAUCAUAAAGAAGAAACAGAAUCUCGGUAAGUUCAUGGUCCUCUCGCUGGGCACUGGCACCGCCAAGGUCAAAGAGAACUUCGACGCUGCCGAGUGCAGCAAGUGGGGCCUUCUCGGGUGGCUCUAUAACGGGGGCACCACGCCGAUCAUCGACAGCUUCUGCCAGGCCAGCGCCGACCUCGUCGAUAUCCAGGCAUCCGUGCUUUUCGAGGCGCUACAGUGCGACAUGCACUACUUGCGGAUCCAGGAUGAGCUCCCGGGCGAAACGGCCUCCGUGGACGUGUCCACGACAGAGAACCUCAAAAGGCUCAUUGAUGUUGGCAAGGCAUUGCUGAAGAAGCAGGCGUGCAAGGUGGACAUCGAGACAGGCAAGAACAAGGACGACCUAGAGAGGGGCACCAACGAGGAAGAACUUACCCAUUUCGCCCGCAUGUUGUCGCACGAGCGCAAAGCCAGACUUGGGGAGGCGGGUCUCAAAACUUAGAUAUGACUCUAAGAAUAUCGGCCCGGUUUGAAUUUGAUGGCCUACGCCAUCAAGCGCUCUGUAUGCAAGCAAUGAUUUAUCUGAUAUUUGUUGUGCGUGCUUUAAAUAAAGAUUGUGAAUCUCGUCACAUCAGCGAGGUUGCAUUGCAAUAUAAACUAGUAGGGUGGCCUAAUGCAUGGUUAGAUUUGUCACGUUUUGAAACACUUUUAUUUUUUAUUUGUUUUACACUAAUUUUGUGGCAUUAGUUGCCAUUCAGUACACAUACCUA
Messenger RNA from Triticum aestivum (bread wheat), 1597 nucleotides. RefSeq names its product patatin-like protein 2. Gene Ontology annotation, molecular function: glycerophospholipase activity; monoacylglycerol lipase activity. The record is from RefSeq and is a predicted model, not a curated record. Bases 115 to 1329 code for a protein of 404 amino acids. Gene Ontology annotation, biological process: lipid metabolic process. Lineage: Eukaryota; Viridiplantae; Streptophyta; Magnoliopsida; Poales; Poaceae. The transcript is spliced from 5 exons.